AAUUAUUUUUAAAAUAUUAACAAAUAAUCAUAAUUUUUUUUCGACCACAUUAUGUCAUAAAUUUAUGUUACAGAGAUUCAAUGAUCGAAUUCAGUAAUCAGCUUAUAGUCACGCAAUGUUUUUUUUUUUUUUUCAAUAGUUAUUCAAUUUCUUUCAUGUAUUAUGUACAUAUAUAUAAUAUUUCCAAAGUAUAUGUAAAUUUAUUUGCACUCAAUAAGGCCUCUUUCACUGUGCACAGUAAUUUUUCAAUUUAGUUAUCACGAGUUGGUUCAACGAUACAAACAUUAUUUUUAAUCAACACUUUGUGAACCAUGAAAAUUUUAUUUUAUUUUCAAAUCACAAUUAUUAAUAAUAAAACAACAAAAAAAAAUUAUUAAAUUAAAUAAAUAAAAUAUUAUUAAAUUAAUUUGCAUAAUUGUUAUUCAAAAAAUUAAUUUUAAAUAUUAUUUUUUUUUAACGAUUUAAUUAUAAUAUAUAAUUUUAAUUAAAUUUUAUUAUCCGAAUCAAUGAGUUGUUGUUGCAAAAUAUUAUUAUCAACUGGAUAAAUUAAAAUAAAAUAAAAUAAAAAUAUUGAUUGUGAUAAAGUGAUUGAUUAUUUUAUUAAAAAAAUUUUUUAAAUUAAAAAGUAAAUUUUUAAUUUUUUUUCAAGACAAUUGACGUAAUGUUUGAAGUUGACGACAGUGAUAUUGUAAAUAAUUUUGACAAAGAAAUUCAAUGUUUUAUUAAUAAUAAAAAAAUAAUAAUAAUAAUGUCAAUAAGAUCGAAGGUCAAUGCAACAAGUCAACUAUGAGUGAAUUAAAAAAUUGUUAUUCAAGUGAAAAUUUAGACUAUUCAAAUUGUAAAAAUAUAUUAUACAAUGAUACAUCAUCAUUAUUAAAAUUAAAUGAUGAUAAUAAUAAUUUAAAUUUAUCAAAAAACGAAUUUACUGAUGUGUCAUUAAACAUGGAAAAUAUUGAAUUAAAUUCAUUAAAAUUUGAUGAUAAUUAUAAUGAUUUAGAUAUUGAUUCAAUUGAAAAAGAUUCUGUAUUAGAGUGUAAUGAAUUUGAUGAUAAUAAUAAUACACCAUUAUUAAUACCAGUAAUGUGUAAUAAAUUAUUUAAUAAUGAUGAUAAAAUAACAGCUUACAGUUAUACACCAGAAAGAAUAAUUAAAAAUCAUGAUUACAGAAUAUUAACACCAUCACCAAAUUUUUUUCCAGACUUACCAAAUUCUUUGUAUUAUAAAAAAAAUUAUAAUAAUAAUAUAAAUGAUAAAUUAACAAUUAAAAAAUUAGAAAAUUUAAUUGAUUCAUCAAAAUUUGGAUCACGACAUUUAAAAGAAUUAAUGAAUCAACGAGAUGCUGAAAUAUUUGUACCAGUAUCAUUACGUUAUCGUAAAUAUUUAAAAAAUAGAUCUAAAAAAUUUAAUUAUGAUGACGAUGUAUUAGAAAAAGAUCCAUUGAAUAUAGCUAAUUGUGAUACACCAAGUGACAUUGAAAUACCAGAAUUAGAGAGUAGCACAAGUUCAAGUAUAAGUUGUAAUGAUUUUAAAAAAAGUUAUAAAAAAAUACCAGUAUGUUUAUCUGAUGAGCUUGCAACAGCAUCAAAUGUUUAUACAACAAUUGAUUCACAUCAUACUAAAAUAGCAUUUAAUAAAGUUGUUGAAAUAUUAGAAAGUCUUGAUAGUAAUCCUGAUCAAGCUGAUGUUUUAAUUGAAGAUAGAUUUUGUUCUGGUCAUUGUGGACAUGAUCGUUUAACACGUCUUGCACUUUCAAUUGAACAAGAAGACGAAACUUAUGUUACUGUUAAUCAAGAAAAUUGUCAUGAUGUUUUUAAUCAACUUAUACAAAAAGUUGAAAAAUUACAAUCAUCAACUAAAGGAAUUUUUAAAGAUGUUGAAAUUUUAAGAAAAGAUUAUCAAUAUGAAGAUAAAAAAAUGGAAAUUUUAGAAAUUGAAACAUCAAGUUUACGUCAUGAAGUAAAAGAGCUAAAAUAUCUUGAUGAUUUAGUUAAUCUUUUACGUGGUGAACUUAAUAAAAUAUCACAAAGAAAUUGGCCUUUUCUUUUAGGACACAAUGAUAAUUCCAAUGAAGAAAUAAAUUUAGUUGUAUAAUUAUCAAACAAUUAUUCUUUUUAAAUUAUAAUUACAAUAAUAAAUUAACCAGACAAGAUAAAAAAUUCUUUGCAAAACAUUUAUUCAACGAAUAUUGAAAUUGAAAUUGAUUCAACAAAAUAUUUUAUAUCUAUUUUUAAUUAAGUAACCAAAGAAAUAUUUGAAAAUUAAAUCAUUGACUAUCACAAUUAAUUCAUGUAAAUUAAAUUAAAAGAAAUGUAAUAAUAUUUUUUGCUGUAAAUUAAUCAACAAAAAUCUACACGAUUUAUGGAUAAAUGUAAUUUUUUUUUGUUAUUUGGAAAAUGAAAGGAAAAAAAAAAAAUUAUUAUUAAUAUAAUUUUUAAUUGUGUUGUUAUCAUGCUACCUUCUUCUUUCACCUUUAACGGUUUUACGUUUUUCUUUUUUCUCUUCUUUUAAUUGUUUUUGUUUUUCUCUAUAAAAAAAAAAACAUUAAUUAACACAUAUUAUUAUAAAUAUAAAAAUAACAUAAGUUAUAUUUUAAAAUAUAUAUAUAAAAAUUAAUAACAUACCGAUCUUUUUUAUCUUUUUCUUUUUUUUCUUGACUUUCAAGUUUAGCACGUUCACGUUUUUCUUUUAAUUGUUGUGCAAUAUUUGCUGCAUUUGUAUUUUUUUCAAUGCCACCAUCACCACUACCACCAUUACCACCACCACCAGUAGCAGUGUCAUCAUCACCUUCAGCAUCACUUUCUUCACCAUCAGUCAUUUCACUGUAUUGUGCUAAAAUUGCUUCACGUAUUCUUCUCUCUUCAACAGUACAUGUUGUUCUUUGAGCUGUCUUUGGUAAAUUUUGUGAAUCCAAUAAUUUUGCUAAACGUACUUCAACAUCCUCAG
Messenger RNA from Aphidius gifuensis, 2943 nucleotides. RefSeq lists its product as uncharacterized. Bases 787 to 2091 code for a protein of 434 amino acids. NCBI's taxonomy places the organism in Eukaryota, Metazoa, Arthropoda, Insecta, Hymenoptera, Braconidae. The record is from RefSeq and is a predicted model, not a curated record. The transcript has 2 exons.